CUUAGACAUAAAAUCCUUUGUGUUGAAGAACCAGUGCAUGUCUGCCAUGCAUCGCCAGUAGACCUGGAAUGCAUGCCAUCAUUAAAUACAUGCACAAAGAUGUCACUGCAAACAUGAGAAAUAAGUUGUGAUCCUCUUUGACUAAUUUAAUUCACCUUCAGAUGAAACUUUCACAAAUAUUACUGCGGACUUGUCGUGAUAGACACAAUUCUUUUGACUGAUACUAAAUGUCACAUUAUAAUGAUAUUAUUAUUCAACAUCUCCCAGAUUUGAAACUUAAGCACUUUAUUAAGCAGUCGUUCUUGGGUAAUAGCUCCAGUACACGUUUUACAUUCUUCGUAGAGAAUAUUGUCACACUUUUCAAAUAGCUUCCGACUUCUUCAUGAGAUUCUUGUAUAUGGUCCCACGACAUACGGUGCGUUUCCCUGCGAACAAGUUUGGGCUAUAACACAAAACAGAGUUCAAUGUUUCGUCUGCUCGGGGAAUUAGAGGAAUUUUAACUGGGCUAAAUGAGUUACGUGUUAUUUUGCAGCAACUGAAUGUACAUGUACAUUAUUGCACUUCCCACAAAAAAGUCUGUAUAAAAGCAGGCAUGUAUUUAAUACCGUGUAGUGCUGACAAAAGAUACUCCAAACCCUUCUAAUGUAAAUCCGCUUUGGACUAUGAUCCCACACAAAAAAAGCAAUUGAUUUCCAAUAGUUUUUCUCUAUAGUGCACAUGGAAACGGACGGGAAGCGAUGUACCGGCACUUAACAGCAUGACGGACACAUCGUCGUGGCGGUUUUCACAUGACACAUGUAUUUCUGUUGGAUAGAAAACGGUUUCGUUCCGAAAGAGUUUGUUUGGGAUGGUACAUGUACUUGCCUGAGACGGUUGCCAUAGCAGUAAACCGCGCGGCACUGGAAACCACAACCUAACCUAUCUGGUCAAAUCGGAUUUCACACUUGGCUCAAGGACACCUUGUGCUGGUACAUGCUGCUUCAGAUCUGUAGGUGUUUUGUCUCUGUUGUAUGAAACGUCAUUAAGCCUCUUAUAUCCCCAGUUAUGCCAAUGUAAAAUCUGUGUUCAAGCUUGUUGCUGCGCUGAGAAGCGAGCUGAUUCAGACAAGAUGACGGAACGCCUGAUUGAUGCAGUGUUGUCAUUGCGAUACCAGCAAAUUGAAGCAUUGCUCCGCCGUGCCGUUCCCAUCAAUGCUAAGAAUCGGCUCGGUCAAACUCCUGUCAUGGUGGCGUGUUUCAUCCCCGACGAGGACAAGAGCUACCGCAUGUUCAAAUUCCUCCUGAAGAAAGGCGCCGACAUUUUGGAGACGGACAAUAGCAGGACCAGCGUGUUUCAGCAUGCGUGCCAACAGGGUCGGGGGCGCAUCGCCCGCAAAAUUGUCAAGGAGAUGGGGGUGGCGGCCGCUGAUCUGGCCGGGACAAAUCUCAUUGGUCACUCCCCGCUUUUUGAUGCCGUGACCAGUGGCAACGUGGACCUGGUCCGGUUCAUCGUCAAACUGAUGAGAGAUCGAUCUAUGGGGGUGGACACGCCAGACAAGUCGGGUACUACCCCUCUCAUACAAGCCCACAAAAUGGGCCUCGCCGACGUGGCCGCGGUGCUGGAGAAAGAUGGUCACGCCAACCCAAGGAUUUGCGACCGCGAGCGGCACAUGAACGCCACGCAGUGGGCCGAGGAGGCUGCCCUAAGAAGACUCCGAGCCCAGGCAUUGCUAAAGGAACGCACUAGAGAACACAAAAUGAUCUAUAGUCGCUUUCCGGACCGACCUAAAGGUCACUCCUACCCCUCAGUGACCGCCAAAAAGAGUCCGUCUCUCCCGGAUAUCAGACCCCGGUGGCACAAGGGGACAAUGAACACCAAAUCAGACAUCAUUGGUGGUAAGGACUGGAACAGAGAUGCAAAGAGGAUAGCAGAGCGGAAUUCCAAUAGCUGGGUUGUUAGAAGAUCGCUGGAUCUUUCUGGCAAUCCUUCUGCAACAAGAUCGAAUUCCUCGGUCAUGAACCGGUCUGUGGACACCGCAAUGGCAAUGCUGGAUCUUGCUUCCAGAACUAGUGAGGAGAGGUACUUUGCCAAAAGCUUCGUAUCCAGCGAGUUCGACACCUCCAAGGCAAGUGAGUACGGCAAUUUAAAAUUUGCUUCGGUUGGCUCCCUGCUGACAACGUACUCUAGUCAAUUCAGCAGCAAUUUCAGAAAACCAGCCAAGCCCCCACCCGAGCCCAUUCCAGAAAUGCCGGUGUAUGAGAAGAAAUCGUCCACUCUUGCCUAUAUAAUGGGGCGUGGCCCCAAGUCCAAGCGCCGGCGAAGCUCAAAGAGAGGAUCCAGUCAUCAUCGUUACCACCAUCCCCGUGACAAACAGCUCAGCAGUAAAAACUGUACGUUGAAAGUGACGAGUAGAAGAAGCAGCGCGAGCUCAACUGACUCUGGGGUAAAAUCGAGUACUAGCAGGGGCAGUAGCGGGAGCAUGAAGAGGUCCCCCACAACCUGGACACAACCACAAGAUGAACUGCCCAACCAGGAAUUAUCAGAUGGUGACGGGCCAAGUCCGGGCUCGACCUCAAGAUCAACACGGAGCCGCAAGGUCCAUAAUGAGAGGGAGAAGGAAUCUGAUGCCGCGGGAGAAACGAGAGGAAAGUCCAAGACUUUACAACCACCCAAGCUCAGCCGGGUGCCAGAGGACGAUCAGGUCGGGGAGCGGCAAGUCUUGCAUAGACUUAAUCCCCGAGAUUCCUUGCCUGACAUACGAGUCACUGUUCCGUCAGUUUAGCAUGGAAAUAACCCAUACUAAAGAUUUGAUUGAAUUCUGAAAUAUUAUUUAUUUGGAUAUUCCCAGAUGAAUCACACUCAAGAUUUUGCACAAAAGUCUGAAACUAGGAAGAAAGGAAACCCAAAACGAAUGCCAAAAUGUUCAUCAUCUUCAGCAUUCCUGUUGGGACUCAGAUACAUGUACACGUUUUGCUUACUGGAGGAGGAAAGUUUCGGAAGAUUGGUUUAAAAAUCUGAAAGGUAAAGAGGAGUUUGAUUAAAGGAUGCUAUGGGACAGGAUGCGUCAGUUCAAUUAAUAAUUCUGAAUAAUCUUCGCAUUCUUUCAAAUCAAACUUUGUGUUUUUCAAAAGAAUUUAUUCGAGUGUUACAUUGCCAGUGUGACGUUUCUACAGUGAGGAAAAUCUACAAUAUCACGCAUGACAGACACUUAAUUGUGAAAAAAAUCCUCAAAGAGGCAAAACAUUUUUGUUUUUCAACACUCUCCCUCGAUGUUCGACAUUUCAGCCAUCUUGGUUUUGCAGUUUCCCGUGUCUCUUGGCCUAACAUCCCAGGGCAAAAGUGUUAUCAACAUACAAAAUGCAACAUGGAGCAUUUGUGCCAUUCUUGCCCAGUCAUGAUUCAAAAUUUUCAUUGGUAAAUUUAUUUCAAAUGGAGUUAUGGAUUAUUUUAAGUCACUGGUUUUGACCGUGCCAAAUCAAACACGAUUAAAGUGAUGUUACAUACACUAAAUUUCGAAAGUUAGGGCUGCUACAGUAUAUAGGGCCUACACGAAGCGUGGGUGCAUAAGGCUAUCCCUCCGGUCCAUGACGUUUUUGUUUUUGACAACUUGAUUUUCCAUGCUGAACAGGUCGUCCGAUAUACUCGACUGCUGGCAAUAUUUUUUUAUUAUAAGAGAUCAUUUCAUCGCAUUACAGUUUACAUGUAUUGUUUUCGAUAUAAUACGCUUACGAGGUGCUGGUUAAUAAUGCAUUGAUAUUAAAGAUUCGUAGUAUUCAGAUGACACGGAGAGCAGGACGGUGAUAUGAUAUUAUCGUCUUAUCAAUCAGUCAACUUAUUCAAAAGGGCUACUUCGUAAUCAAUCACAUACCUAUUAAUCAUUGACUUCUGCGGGCUCGGAAAGAAUGUCGAUGAAAUUAAACUUCACGACUUUGGAA
Molecule: messenger RNA, 3914 nt
Organism: Acanthaster planci (crown-of-thorns starfish)
Lineage: Eukaryota; Metazoa; Echinodermata; Asteroidea; Valvatida; Acanthasteridae
Biological process (GO): cellular response to tumor necrosis factor
Cellular component (GO): cytosol
Molecular function (GO): NF-kappaB binding
Source: RefSeq, a predicted model, not a curated record